UUGUGGUAAAGAAUUACCCAGAUUAUCCGAGGUUCAGAUAAUGACGUUCGUAUUACAGCCAAACUUCUCGCUUCCGUAGAUUGAUAAAAAAUUUCUUCUUUAUGGUGCUCUUUCAUAUUCUUAUGCUGCAUUCCAACAAAUUAACUUCAUGGAUUGUUCUUUGCUUCUCAACACACUUAGAAAAAACAAGUAUAGGUUGAUGACCACAAGGAAGUUUACUAGCAAAUAAAAAUGAUGGUCCCCACAAGAAGCCAUGAAGCCUAAUCCCUAAAUACUACAUGAUUACAAUUGCAAUAGCUCAAUGGGGCAAGGAAAUAAGCUCUCUCUCUCCUCACCCCAAUUCAACUUUUCUUUCAUUGCAAUGAGCAUCUUUGGAGAAAUUACUAAGUAGACUUGGUUUACCAGUUUAUCGGAGGUCUAAUACAAAAGUUCCUGGCGAGUCUCCUUAAUCCUCAGAUGACUUGGUGGAUUGAGUAUAUCUAGUAGUUUCUUUGCAUUUGGGUGCCUUUUCUGAGAAGCUCCAAGGUUCCCUUUAAACGUCCACAUGAAAGAGAAUAUUUCAUUCUUUUAGCUCAAGCCCCCUUACAAGGAGUUUCUUUAAGAGUUGCCGAACUUUCGCCAGAGUUUAAAUCAACGAUCAUGGGAAAUCAACAGUCAAGAUGGAAGCUAGAGAAAAUGUUCGGUAUUAGACGGUAUGUACGUCUAAGUUCCUCUUCUCAAGUAGAACCUCGUUUACAGGCUGAUGGCUGCAGAGACAAAGUAUCUGCAGUUCACUGAUGAUUGUAAAGCUGAUAUUGAAACUAUUCGUAAGAGGAACUCAGUUCUUGAGAGGAAGGUCGAUGAUCUAACAAGGAAUGUCAAUGAUCUCCUAUCAAGAACUUCCAAGUAUGAAAAGGACAACAAGGCCGAAAUAGAAAGGAUGCAAACAAAAAAUGCUAAUCUUGGUAGUGAAAUAAAACAGUGUGAAAAGGAUAACAAGGCCGAAAUUGAAAGGAUGCAAAGGAAAAUUGCUAAUCUUGAAAAUGAAAUAAAAAACUUGAAGAGAAAGAUUGCUGCAUUGGACAUCAAAUCGGCCAAUAGCAGGGGUAUGGAGUUGUCAGCUACUUGUUUGACAUCACAAUUAAUUCUAUCGGAGCCCAAGGAUAUAAUUAGCCCAAUGGAAAUGGAAUACCAGGAGGGAUCAAACUCAUCUGACGAACUGGCUGCUGGGAUGAUCAUUUUGAUCUUUCUCAUUAGCUUCCUUAUUGGGAUGCAAAUCUCAACUUUCACCUAGAAUUGUUUUCCUCAGAGAAUUGCAGUAUUUUGAAUAUAUGUAAUAAAUACUACAUGAGUUACUGCUGGUUGGUGGAUGCCAUAUCUAUUUGCUUUCCUAGGAUUUCUACUGCUGUUCUUGUUUCUAUAUAUUUAACUGCUUAUAAAACAGAGUUUGCUGAUUUUCUGGUAAAAAUGUAUUGAAUUAAGCUGAAUUUUAAAUUAUUCAAAAUACGACUUUCCAA
Messenger RNA from Ananas comosus (pineapple), 1496 nucleotides. RefSeq lists its product as uncharacterized. Bases 743 to 1273 code for a protein of 176 amino acids. NCBI's taxonomy places the organism in Eukaryota, Viridiplantae, Streptophyta, Magnoliopsida, Poales, Bromeliaceae. The transcript is spliced from 9 exons. The record is from RefSeq and is a predicted model, not a curated record.